GAACGCGGUUUUGUAAUAUGCGUUUGGAAUCCGAACUCUUGUUCGUUCCGCUGUCUCGAACCCUAAGGCCCUUUUCUCUCUCUCGACGAUCGAUCUCGCGAAAGGUUCCUCUAUUUCUUCCUAAAUUGCUCCAUCGUGGUUGCUACUCGCGUCCGUUUUGAAUUUAUUCUGGGAAGAUUGACGCCGAAGGGAAGCGAGAGUGGUUGAUAUCAAACUCAUCAAGCUUUGUGCCUAGACGAUCUGUUUAGAUAGCGGUCUCCUCGGUACGUCUGCAAAGGUCGUUUCGUGGAAGUUUGCUCUUUUGUAAGAGUACAUACAUGGAGUAUGGUCCUGAUGAUAGUAGCGGAACUGACGAUGAUCUUCCACCAUCUCAUCAUAAUAGGGCUGCAAGAGGACCUAUCGUUAGGAAUGGAAGAACUAUAGUUAGUGCUCUUCCAUAUUCUAGGUUACAGAAUGGUAUGGAGGCACAAAUACAUAGAAUAGAGCAAGAAGCAUACAGUUCAGUGUUGCGAGCAUUUAAGGCUCAAUCUGAUGCCAUUACUUGGGAGAAGGAAAGUCUUAUUACCGAGCUUAGAAAGGAGCUGAGGGUCUCAGAUCAGGAACAUAGAGAACUAUUAAACAGAGUUAAUGCUGAUGAAGUGAUUCAGAGAAUAAGGGAAUGGAGGCAGGCAGGUGGAGUCCAAACUGGAAUUGUUACUAAUGCUCAGCCAGAUUUAACAAUACCUAGUCCUUCUGUAUCAGCAUCGCGAAAGAAGCAGAAGACAUCUCAACCUCUACCUUCUCUGUCGUUAGGUGCAUCAUCUCCAGCAUUACACUCACAAUUUGCUGCUUCCAUGCAGCCAUCAUCAUCAGCUGUAAGGAAGGAUGCUUCUCUAGGGACAAAAGAAAAAAAGCCAAGAUCAGGCGGGACAACUCCUGGUUCAUCUUCAGCAGCUAUGCAAUACCUUGCUAGUGGAAGGGGCCAAGUGACCAAUAGGAAUACUUCUGGUUCUCUUGUUGCAGGUCAACCUGCUGAACCAGCAUCUUUUGAUCCACUAAUUGGACGAAAAAUCAGGACUAGAUGGCCAGAAGAUAAUAACUUCUAUGAAGCUGUUAUAUUUGAUUAUAAUCCAGUUAAGGGUCUGCACGCUUUAGUUUAUGAUAUUGGAACACUUAAUGAGGCAUGGGAAUGGGUCAAUCUUAAAGAGAUUUCCCCUGAUGAUAUAAGAUGGGAAGAUGAUGACCCAGGUAUGUUUCAUCAGUCUAGUCACGGUGUGCCCACUCGAGGGGUAAAGAAGACCAUGGGCCAUGGUUAUGUACCAGGUGCAGGAAGAGGAACCCUGAGAAAUCGGAAGAAAGAAUUUCCUGCAUCCCAAAAUGGGAUUGGCCUGAAGAGUGUCAGUGAUAUUGAAGCAAUUCGCACUGACAUUAUAGUAACAGAAGUAGAGAGGCUUCUUAGCGCUAGUAAUCCUGAUCCUCAAGAGUUUGAUAAGGCCAAGAAAAUGUUGCAAGAGCAUGAGCGAGUAUUGAUUGAUGCAAUUGCAAAAUUAGCUCAAGUAUCUGAUGACGAAAAUGGUGAGGCGAAUCGCCUGUUAUCUCAUGGCCAAACCACAGACCAAGAUCAAGGAAGGAGGAAUCAACAGAAUGGUAAAGAUACUGAUUUAGCAGUCGAAGGAAGGUGCGGCAUUGUAAGUAAUGAGAUGGUCACUGACGGUAUCGCAUGAGGCCACCAGCAUGACGGGAACCAUGACCUUUUCCUUUAGUUUUUCGAUUGACAAGCAUGUGUUAUAUCUUCUUUUCUUUAGGUUGUCAAUAGGGUGGUCUCUGUUUAUGUAAGAUCUAUUUGCUAGUGCUAAGGUUUCUUUCUUUGUUUUUGGCUGAUA
Messenger RNA from Zingiber officinale, 1862 nucleotides. Its product is annotated as protein EMSY-LIKE 3-like. NCBI's taxonomy places the organism in Eukaryota, Viridiplantae, Streptophyta, Magnoliopsida, Zingiberales, Zingiberaceae. The transcript is spliced from 10 exons. The record is from RefSeq and is a predicted model, not a curated record. Gene Ontology annotation, biological process: defense response to fungus. Bases 318 to 1703 code for a protein of 461 amino acids.